CUGCGAAUAAUCUACCGGUGUGGCAAUACUGGCAUUGACACAUGGCUGAUCAGCGCUAUACUCCAGUAGCGCGCGUCAGCGUCGUCGUCAGAGACAAACAUGGCCAACACAUGCCACAGAUUCUCUGGCUGCAUGACCUCCGCCAGUGCAGCCGGCGCCACAUCUGUCUCCUGCGUCGUGCACAGGCACCAGAGUGAGCACAUAAUCGGCUGGUUAGUGUAUCCAUACUUGCCCGCCGCCAGCCUGCAACACAGCCAGUGCACCAACCCUGGGCUCACUGCCAGAUGCGCCUUGCCGACACUUUGCGACACGAACUCAUGCAGAAACCCAAUGCCCCAUAAGGACACGCCCUGGUCAUCCUGGCGGACGCACGCGAGGAUGGCGUUAACGACGCCCAACUCCAGCAGCUGCACCAUCUGCAGAUUCGCCACCUCCGUUGCGUUUUCUUCUGCUGCUGGCGGCGGAUACGCUGUGAGAAAAGUGCACAGCCACGUGAGGCUCUCCACCAGCAUGCGAAAAAGCUCAAGCUCAGCCACUGACUGGCGUGCGACACCGAGCAAUGCAGGCAGAGACGCCAGAUCGACCACUCACCGGUGGUACUCAGUGCGCAGCGCAAACUGCUUUGCCAUGGCCACACAUACUGACACAAGCAUGGCGUCUGACCACUGCCUCUGCUUGCUGCUGCCUCGAGCCGAGCCAUUGGCUGACUGCAAAAGUGCCUCGCUGAGCACCUCAAGAAGCCUGCAGCCGGCUGCCCGCCGCAUGUGCCGCUGGCCUGAACCACCCUGCCGACCCGCUGCGGCAUCAUCACCAGCACCUGGAGUAAUACAACUGCCCGCAACCGGCCCUCCUCCUCUGUUCCUGAACUGCCCUGCCCUGAUCCUGUGCGACUAUCAGCUGCAGCAUCUCUCGCCGCAUGGCCAUAUUGAGCACCAGCUCAGAUGCAAUAUCCUGCAGCUUAAAGUUGUCCAAAUGCAGCGCCAAUUGUGCCAAGGAAUUAACCAUUUCGGCUGUCUGAAUGUCCAGCGCUGCCUCAUUGUCCGCACUCCCUUUUGGAAGUAUCAGUCCCAGUGUACUAGGCGUGUUGUCGUCGCUUCUUUUGUUGAUGUGCGUAGCGGAAAUCUAACUCGUACUGCAAUUGGUCCAAAAGAUGUGAAAGUACCCAGUAUGUGCCGAGUGCUGCUCCGACGCUAAUUGCGAGGUAGUACCGGCUAUCGUCUAUGGCAAUGAAAUACAAUAUUGAAAGUGUAUAAAAAGAAAUAAUAAAAUGUAAAAUGUGAAUUGUGAAUUG
This is a messenger RNA of Kickxella alabastrina, 1291 nucleotides long. RefSeq lists its product as uncharacterized. Bases 100 to 1194 code for a protein of 364 amino acids. The transcript has a single exon. NCBI's taxonomy places the organism in Eukaryota, Fungi, Kickxellomycota, Kickxellomycetes, Kickxellales, Kickxellaceae. The record is from RefSeq and is a predicted model, not a curated record.